Messenger RNA from Toxotes jaculatrix (banded archerfish), 5121 nucleotides. RefSeq lists its product as uncharacterized. Gene Ontology annotation, molecular function: G protein-coupled receptor activity. Gene Ontology annotation, cellular component: membrane. Gene Ontology annotation, biological process: G protein-coupled receptor signaling pathway. The record is from RefSeq and is a predicted model, not a curated record. NCBI's taxonomy places the organism in Eukaryota, Metazoa, Chordata, Actinopteri, Toxotidae. The transcript is spliced from 12 exons. Bases 106 to 5121 code for a protein of 1671 amino acids.
CUGUUACAGUUGUUGUUAGUGGCGUCUUUCUCUCAGGCUGAGGAGCCGGUGUGCAGGCUGAGAGGGGAUCCUGAGAGUCCUCAGCUGUCUAAGGACGGGGACAUUAUGCUGGGGGGAAUCUUCUCUUUCCACAGCAGCUGGAAGGAAAGAAGAGAUACCUACAUGCACAAACCACUGCCGCUGGAAUGUAUCAGUUUGAAUUUCAGAGAGUUCCAGUUUGCCCAGGCUAUGCUUUUUGCCAUUGAGGAGAUUAACAACAGCACAGACUUGCUGCCUGGCAUCUCUCUGGGAUAUAAAAUGUAUGAUUCUUGUCGAUCAAUUGCAAGAGGUGUGAGGGUUGUACUGGCUUUGGCUAAUGGUUAUGAAAUUGUAUCUGCACCAUCUGAGGCACCAUGUACCAGAACUGCACAGGUGCAGGUCAUUAUGGGAGAAAGUUCUUCCUCUCCAUGCAUGGGUAUAGCUACUGCUAUUGGACCUUUUCAUAUCCCACUGAUCAGUCACUUUGCCACCUGUGCUUGUCUCAGUGACAAAACCAAGUACCCAUCCUUCCUCAGAACAAUACCCAGUGACUACUACCAGAGCAGAGCUCUAGCCCAGUUGGUCAAGCACUUUGGUUGGACGUGGGUUGGAGCUAUCAGAACCAAUGAUGAUUAUGGUAAUAAUGGGAUGGCUACAUUCAUAGAAACUGCACAGCAGCUGGGAAUCUGUCUGGAGUACUCUGUGUCUUUCUUUAGAACAGAUCCACCAAAUAAAGUACAAAAGAUAAUUGACAUUAUCAAGGCUUCCACCUCCAAGGUGAUUGUCGCUUUCCUCUCCCACAUGGAUAUGGAUGUGCUAAUACGUGAGUUGUCCCGCCACAAUUUGACUGGAUACCAGUGGGUAGGCAGUGAGAGCUGGAUCUUUGAUUCCCAAACUGCAGAACUGGAUACGCAUCAUAUUCUGGAUGGUGCCAUAGGCCUGUCCAUCCCCAAAACACAUGUCAGCGGCAUGAGAGAGUUCAUACUGGAUGUGAAGCCACUCAAUUCAUCUAGUAAUGAAAUGUUUACUGAAUUCUGGGAGACGUUAUUUAGCUGUAAGCUCAAGCAGUCAGAGUCAUCAGCAGAGAAUCAGAGAGAAUGUACUGGACAUGAAGAUUUGACUGGAGUGCAUAACAGCUUCACUGAUAUGUCCCUCAUGCCUAUAUUUAACAAUGUUUACAAAGCAGUGUAUGCUGUGGCUCAUGCACUUCAUAGUAUUCUGGGCUGUAAUGAAACAUGUAACAACAAGGUGCAGCUAGAUCCAUUCACGAUUUUACAGCACAUAAAAAAGGUUCACUUCAAAACAAAGGAAGGAGAUGAGGUUUUCUUCAAUGAGGACGGAGACCCAGCAGCAAAGUAUGAAAUUAUAAACUGGCAGCCAAGAGAAAAUGGCAUUGUGGACUUUGUCACAGUUGGUCUCUAUGAUGCAUCUUUACCUGCAGAAAAGCAGCUGAAUCUGCACAAUAAGACUUUAAUUUGGGCAAAGAACUCAACACAGGUGCCUGUGUCAGUCUGCAGUGAGAAAUGUCCCCCAGGAACUCGUAAGGUUCUCCAGAAAGGAAAGCCUGUCUGCUGCUAUGACUGUAUAAGAUGUGCAGAGGGAGAAAUAAGCAACAUUACAGACUCUGUCACCUGUGUGAGAUGCCAACCUGAAUUCUGGUCAAAUGAGAGAAGAGAUGCUUGUGUAAAGAAGGAGGCAGAGUUUCUAUCAUAUGAAGAAAUUAUGGGAGCACUGCUCACUGCAGCGUCACUGUUUGGAACAUGCAUGACUGUAGUUGUUGCAUUCAUUUUUUUCAGACACAGGAAAACUCCUAUUGUCAGGGCCAACAACUCUGAGCUGAGCUUCCUGCUGCUCUUCGCCUUGACUCUGUGUUUCCUGUGCUCUCUGACCUUCAUCGGCCGGCCCUCUGAGUGGUCCUGCAUGCUGAGACACACAGCAUUCGGCAUCACCUUUGUCCUGUGUAUCUCUUGUGUUCUGGGGAAAACUAUAGUGGUGUUAAUGGCCUUCAGGGCCACACUUCCAGGCAGUAAUGUGAUGAAAUGGUUUGGACCUGCACAGCAGAGACUCAGUGUUCUGGCUUUCACUCUCAUACAGGUUGUUAUAUGUAUCCUGUGGUUAACAAUUUCUCCUCCUUUUCCAUUGAAGAAUUUUAAGGACUUCAAGGACAAAAUCAUCUUAGAGUGCGCUCUGGGCUCAGCUCUGGGCUUUUGGGCUGUACUUGGGUAUAUAGGAGUUCUGGCCAUGUUAUGUUUUGUUCUUGCUUUUCUGGCUCGGAAACUGCCUGAUAACUUUAAUGAAGCCAAAUUUAUCACCUUCAGCAUGUUGAUAUUCUGUGCAGUGUGGCUCACUUUCAUUCCAGCAUAUGUCAGCUCUCCUGGGAAGUUCAGUGUUGCUGUGGAAAUAUUUGCUAUCCUGGCCUCCAGCUUUGGACUGCUCAUUUGUAUUUUUAUUCCAAAAUGUUACAUUAUCUUAAUGAAACCAGAGAAGAAUACAAAAAAGAACAUGAUGGGGAAGGCAGCACCAAAAAGUUGGCCUGAGCGAGGUUGGGCACUGUUACAGUUGAUGUUAGUGGCGUCUUUCUCUCAGGCUGAGGAGCCGGUGUGCAGGCUGAGAGGGGAUCCUGAGAGUCCUCAGCUGUCUAAGGACGGGGACAUUAUGCUGGGGGCAAUCUUCUCUUUCCACACCAGCUGGAAGGAAAGAAGAGAUACCUACAUGCACAAACCACUGCCACUGGAAUGUAUCAGUUUGGAUUUCAGAGAGUUCCAGACUGCCCAGGCUAUGCUUUUUACCAUUGAGGAGAUUAACAGCAGCACAGAUAUGCUGCCUGGCAUCUCUCUGGGUUAUAAAAUGUAUGAUUCUUGUGGAUCCAUUGCCAGAAGUGUGAGGGUUUCACUGGCCUUGGCUAAUGGUAAUGAUAUUGUAUCUGCACCAUCUGAGGCACCAUGCACGAGACCUGCACAGGUGCAGGCCAUUAUAGGAGAAACUUCUUCCUCUCCUAGCAUGGGUAUAUCUACUGUUAUCGGUCCAUUUAAUAUCCCACUGAUCAGUCACUUUGCCUCCUGUGCUUGUCUCAGUGACAAAACAAAGUACCCAUCCUUCCUCAGAACAAUGCCCAGUGACUACUACCAGAUGACAGCUCUGGCCCAGCUGGUCAAGCACUUUGGUUGGACUUGGGUUGGAGCUAUCACAACCAAUGAUGAUUAUGGUAAUAAUGGCAUAGCUACAUUCAGAGAAACUGCACAGCAGCUGGGAAUCUGUCUGGAGUACUCUGUGCCUUUCUUUAGAACAGAUCCACCAGAAAAAAUACAAAAGACAAUUGACAUUAUCAAGGCUUCCACCUCCAAGGUGAUUUUUGCUUUGCUCUCCCACAUGGAUAUGGAUGUGCUAAUACAUGAGUUGUCCCGCCACAAUUUGACUGGAUACCAGUGGGUAGGCAGUGAGAGCUGGAUCUUUGAUUCCCAAACUGCAGAACUGGAUACGCAUCAUAUUCUGGAUGGUGCCAUAGGCCUGUCUGUCCCCAAAACACAUGUCAGCGGCAUGAGAGAGUUCAUACUGGAUGUGAAGUCACUCAAUUCAUCUAGUAAUGAAAUGUUUACUGAAUUCUGGGAGACGUUAUUUAGCUGUAAGUUCAAGCAGUCAGAGUCAUCAGCAGAGAAUCAGAGAGAAUGUACUGGACAUGAAGAUUUGACUGGAGUGCAUAACAGCUUCACUGAUAUGUCCCUCAUGCCUAUAUUUAACAAUGUUUACAAAGGAGUGUAUGCUGUGGCUCAUGCACUUCAUAGUAUUCUGGGCUGUAAUGAAACAUGUAACAACAAGGUGCAGCUAGAUCCAUUCACGAUUUUACAGCGCAUAAAAAAGGUUCACUUCAAAACAAAGGAAGGAGAUGAAGUUAUCUUCAAUGAGGACGGAGACCCAGCAGCAAAGUAUGAAAUUAUAAACUGGCAGCCAAGAGAAAAUGAUGUUGUGGACUUUGUCACAGUUGGUCUCUAUGAUGCAUCUUUACCUGCAGAAAAGCAGCUGAAUCUGCACAAUAAGACUUUAAUUUGGGCAAAGAACUCAACACAGGUGCCUGUGUCAGUCUGCAGUGAGAAAUGUCCUCCAGGAACUCGUAAGGUUCUCCAGAAAGGAAAGCCUGUCUGCUGCUAUGACUGUAUAAGAUGUGCAGAGGGAGAAAUAAGCAACAUUACAGACUCUGUCACCUGUGUGAGAUGCCAACCUGAAUUCUGGUCAAAUGAGAGAAGAGAUGCUUGUGUAAAGAAGGAGGCAGAGUUUCUAUCAUAUGAAGAAAUUAUGGGAGCACUGCUCACUGCAGCGUCACUGUUUGGAACAUGCAUGACUGUAGUUGUUGCAUUCAUUUUUUUCAGACACAGGAAAACUCCUAUUGUCAGGGCCAACAACUCUGAGCUGAGCUUCCUGCUGCUCUUCUCCUUGACUUUGUGUUUCCUGUGCUCUCUGACCUUCAUCGGCCGGCCCUCUGAGUGGUCCUGCAUGCUGAGACACACAGCAUUCGGCAUCAUCUUUGUCCUGUGUAUCUCAUGUGUUCUGGGGAAAACUAUAGUGGUGUUAAUGGCCUUCAGGGCCACACUUCCAGGCAGUAAUGUGAUGAAAUGGUUUGGACCUGCACAGCAGAGACUCAGUGUUCUGGCUUUCACUCUCAUACAGGUUUUAAUUUGCAUACUCUGGCUGACAAUCAACCCUCCGUUUCCUUUCAAGAAUUUGUUGCUCUAUAAGGACAGAAUAAUCUUAGAGUGCAAUCUUGGCUCAGCUGUAGGCUUCUGGGCUGUGUUAGGAUACAUCGGGCUUCUGGCUGCCCUGUGUUUCAUCCUUGCUUUUCUGGCUCGGAAACUGCCUGAUAACUUUAACGAAGCCAAAUUUAUCACCUUCAGCAUGUUGAUAUUCUGUGCAGUGUGGCUCACUUUCAUUCCAGCAUAUGUCAGCUCUCCUGGGAAGUUCAGUGUUGCUGUGGAAAUAUUUGCUAUCCUGGCCUCCAGCUUUGGACUGCUCAUUUGUAUUUUUAUUCCAAAAUGUUACAUUAUCUUACUGAAACCAGAGAAUAAUACAAAGAAGAAUAUGAUGGGGAAGGCAGCACCAAAAUCAUUCUGA